UCCGUCCGCCAUCUCGCGUUGCCAUGGCGACGGCGCGGCGCGGAGAGGAGGCGGCGGUGGCGGAACGCUACGAUCGAGAUGGCUACAACAGGGCUGUAUAAAAUGGGUGAUGAAAGCAACUAUGGAACUAACUCCUUCCCUGCCAAGAACAUUUUACGUGGAAGUAAAGAAGGGUCUGGGCACUGGAUGGGGGCACGCAGAGCUACCCCAAGGGCUUGGACUAAGAAAGGAACCACCAGGAAGACACCACAGCAGAGGAGAAAGCCCCCAGAGUCUGACUCCAUGGAAGAACAUACUAAAGACAAUGUCCUGGAUGAACCAUUUCUGAUGAAGCACCACUGUUUGAAGAACCCCUCUGACCUGUGCUGUGUGAACAUAAGCAACCAAAAUCUGGUCUCUGCUAAAGAAGAUGAUUUUGAGAAAUUUGAUUGUGUUGCUUUUAUAAAUGCUGCUGAGAACCUGCUGACACUAGAACCCUUUCGGAAGUUUCCAGGACUGAGGGAACUGGAACUUUCCUUAAAUGGACUAAGAAAUCUGAAAAUCACCGCUGGAGACUUCCUGCAUUUGAAAGAUCUGGAUCUCUCCUACAAUAACUUGUCCCCCCAGGAUGUUUGGACGUUGGGAGAUUUGUCCCAGCUCAAAGUCCUUCGCUUGACGGCCAACAGGCUUCGGUCCCUGCCUCUGGACCUGGCAGGCUCCUGGGACUCUGCUCAUUUAAGGUUUCCAUCUCUGGAGGUCUUGUGGCUGGAUGAUAAUGGCCUGUCAGACCCCAGCAUCUUUGUGAGCCUCUCUCAUCUCUGCAGUCUGAAGGAGCUGAAUCUGGACAAAAACAGGAUUUCGGCUGUCCCUUACCUGCACCAAGCAGAGAGCAGGCAGUUCUUCCUCCACCCUGCUCUGGAUGGUGACAGCUUCAGGGCAGAGUGGUACAAAUCCCUGAGCAGGCUCUGGCAGCAAUCCCAGCUGCCGAAGCAGGAGGACACAAAGGUGCCAGCAGAGCUGGAAGAGAAGAAAGGACAGCUUGGACGUGUCGUGCUACAGAACAACAGGGAUCCAGGCAGGACGGAGGUCAUUUUUAAUUCUGGCUCUCAACAACGCCCGGCGCCGGUUAUACCCAGGGAAGGAGAUCCAUCUGCCUGUAAGGCUCUGCUGGCUCCCUCCACGCACAGGGGUGUUCGUGCUCCCUUUCCUGAGCUGAAGAUCCUCAGCCUGGCCUUCAACAAGAUCGUGGAUGAGACAGCUCUCCUGCCUGUGGCUUUCUUCCCCUGCCUGGAGGAGCUGACAUUUCAUGACAACCCUCUUACCACCACCCGGAGCGGGCAGCCACCUCUCCUGACCCAGCUCCUCCAGCACGAUCUGGGGAUUAAACUUGUCCGACAGAAGAACGUAGCCAUGGAGAAGCGACAUUUCUCCAUCCCUCUCAAAGCCAGCCGCAAGGUCACGUCGCAUCUCCCCAAAGUCAAGAAGAUGCUGGAAGUUCCUGCCAAGACCUUUCCUUGGAAACAGCUCCCAGCUGCAGUGGAAACUGUGAGAGAUGUGGCACCUCCAAGUCUGGCCCAGCCUCUUCACCCCAUCAGCUCCACAACCCCAUCACUGGAGGAAGAGGAAGGUGACUCCAGGCCUCCUCCUGGCCCAGCUGAGGAGAACAUUCCAUCCUUUUUCAUGACCCAGGUGGAAGAUGUGCCCAGACCCCUGCUGAGACCUGUGGCGGAGGGCAGGCUGGAGAAGAGGAGUGAGCAGAGGCAGGGAGGAAGGUCUCAGGUGGUUCCAGAGCAAUGCAAAGGCUACAAGGAGCCACUCGGUGAAGAUUUUAUUGAACCAGUUGGGAUGCAGAAGAACGUGCAGGGGUUGUAUGACCUCCUGAAGCCCCCCAGGGUUUACCGGGAUGCCAAGCCAGGACUGGACGUUGUGCAGAAGAUCUACCCACCUCAGAAAAAGUGUGGGAGGAUGCCCAGCCCUCCGGCCCGAAGGACAAAAGCAGAAGUCCUGGAUGAAAUCUUGAUGGCCAUGAGAAACACCUCAACCAUCACUGAAGUACCUUUGGUGUCUGUUUUGCAAAAGAGGAAAUCCAACCCCAGGGCGUACCGGGAGGCACGGAGGCUGAUGGAGGAAUUCCAGGAGGUGUUCGAGAUCCUCGCCACAGCCGUAGGUGAGGAGGUGACCAAGCCAUUGGAUGAUGCACAGGUGGUAAAAGCCCUUCUGGUGGAGGCAACAUCUGAGCAGGAGAACCCCAAAGAGCUACAGCUACAGCCAGAGAAGAGCGUGGCCAAGAAGGUGCCCAAAGUUUAGUCCGCAAUAUUAAG
Molecule: messenger RNA, 2300 nt
Organism: Calidris pugnax (ruff)
Lineage: Eukaryota; Metazoa; Chordata; Aves; Charadriiformes; Scolopacidae
Gene: XRRA1
Product: X-ray radiation resistance associated 1
Exons: 18
Coding region: 79-2286 (735 amino acids)
Cellular component (GO): nucleus
Molecular function (GO): protein binding
Source: RefSeq, a predicted model, not a curated record